Protopolystoma xenopodis is the source of this 414-nucleotide messenger RNA. The record is from the annotation of a GenBank genome assembly. Lineage: Eukaryota; Metazoa; Platyhelminthes; Monogenea; Polystomatidea; Polystomatidae.
CUUUGGACUGUUCUACAGCGCGAGUCUCGCUGGCGGCGCGCCGAGUCAGUUAGUGUGGGCUACCACGUCGAGGCACUGCUUUCACUUGGCCAGCUUGCCCAAGCGAUAGGGCGGGAUGCUACCAGUGCUAUUCCAUCACCAGAUAUCUGUCUUGAGCGGAAGGAUGCAGUGACUUGGGCCAGUUCUAGCGCCACAGCCAGUGCCAUUGAUGCUGCAGCUACUCAGGCCCCUGACACGCCCUUGGGAAAGGCUUGCAAGAUUGAAAGUAUUCAGGAAUCAUCUUUAAAAGAUGAACAACAACAACAGCAGUCGAUGAUUAUACCAAAUAUCACUGCAUCAAUGGGCAAGUCAACUAAGAAGACACAGCGACAGAAACAGGUGGAUUUUCUUUUCUAUGAUUUGUACUUUUUAUGA